Molecule: messenger RNA, 642 nt
Organism: Bipolaris oryzae ATCC 44560
Lineage: Eukaryota; Fungi; Ascomycota; Dothideomycetes; Pleosporales; Pleosporaceae
Exons: 1
Coding region: 1-642 (213 amino acids)
Cellular component (GO): cytoplasm; nucleus
Source: RefSeq, a predicted model, not a curated record
AUGUCGCGCAAGAUUCUCCUCCUCCACGGGUACCAGCAGAACGCUGAGAUUUUCAGAACCGAGACAUCCACCGUUCAAAAAAUUAUCGGAGAAACUUUCAAAACCGAGACGAAACUUGAGUAUGUCGAGGCUCCCUUCGACGCUGGAGAGACCAUGUCUGGAAUGCGCAUUCGCUCGUGGUGGGACAUGAAAGCUAUUGACGAAUUUGAUCGUACACAUGCCACCCUCCGGUAUGUUGCUGAGAUUCUGGAGAAAAACGGACCUUUCGAUGGAUUUAUCGGGUUCUCCCAAGGAGGUGCACUUGCUGCAAUCGUGGCUGGCCUUCUUGAACGACCGCCUGCGGAUCGGCCGGCGUUCUUCAACACGACGCACCCUCCCAUUCAUUUCAUCGUAUCCUAUUCCGGUUACCGCGAGCAUCACCAAGCCUUGCAGCCUUAUUACGAAAACAAGAUCUCGACCCCAAUACUUCACUUCAUCAAUUCUGACGACCCAAUCGUCACCGAAGAUCGCUGCGUCCGCCUGAUAGAGCGCUGCACAGACACGGAUGGACGUAUCGUCUCCUAUUCUUCCCCAUUCCACCGCAUUCCGUCAUCCAAGAUGGCUAGGAAGGCUCUGAAGAGUUUUUUGUCGGAGGUUUCAUAA